Molecule: messenger RNA, 1943 nt
Organism: Andrographis paniculata
Lineage: Eukaryota; Viridiplantae; Streptophyta; Magnoliopsida; Lamiales; Acanthaceae
Product: putative clathrin assembly protein At5g57200
Exons: 15
Coding region: 111-1871 (586 amino acids)
Biological process (GO): vesicle budding from membrane; clathrin coat assembly; clathrin-dependent endocytosis
Cellular component (GO): clathrin-coated pit; clathrin-coated vesicle
Molecular function (GO): SNARE binding; clathrin heavy chain binding; phosphatidylinositol-4,5-bisphosphate binding
Source: RefSeq, a predicted model, not a curated record
GUCAAGCUACCAAGCUACAGCUGUCCCAUUUCGUACAUUGUUUUUCUUGUUCAUGAUUCAUUCGUUGAUCAUCUUCAUUUGAAUCUGCAUUAGCGUUUUUUUGUCUGUAAAUGGAAAGCUUCCGGAAAGCCUAUGGCGCUCUCAAGGAUUCCACGACCGUUGGCCUGGCCAAUCUCAACAGUGAGUUCAAGGAUUUGGACAUUGCGAUUGUGAAGGCGACAAACCACGACGAAUGUCCUCCGAAGGAACGACAUAUUCGGAAGAUCAUGGAAGGAGUAUCGGUCAAGGUUCCGAGAGCCGAUGUCGCCUACUGCAUCCACGCCUUGUCGCGGCGAUUGUCCAAAACGCGAAACUGGAUAGUUGCAAUGAAGACUCUGAUAGUUGUUCACAGAAUACUAAGAGAAGGAGAUCUAACAUUCCGAGAAGAAGUGCUGCAAUACACUCGGAGAGGAAAGUUAUUCCAAAUAUCCAACUUCAAGGACGACUCGAGCCCUCUAGCUUGGGACUGCUCCGCCUGGAUUCGCAGCUACGCGCUCUUCCUUGAGGAAAAGCUCGAAUGCUUUAGAACCUUACAAUACGAUGUAGAGACAGAAAAACUGUCUAAAUCAUCCACCGGACAAUCUAAGGUGCAUAGCAGGACGCGCCACUUGAACGCAGAAGAACUGCUGCAUCAAUUACCAGCAUUGCAGCAGCUUCUAUACCGUCUGCUUUGUUGCCAGCCUGAAGGGGCAGCCUGCUACAACUAUCUUGUACAAUAUGCAUUAGCCUUGGUUCUGAAGGAGAGCUUCAAAAUAUACUGCUCGAUCAACGAUGGGAUCAUCAAUCUUGUCGACAUGUAUUUCGAAAUGCCUAAACACGAUGCAGUCAGAGCUCUUAACAUAUACAAGAAGGCCGGAAAGCAGGCAGAACAUCUAGCGGAGUUCUACAGCUUCUGCAGAACAUUGGAGCUCGCUCGGACCUUCCAGUUUCCGAUACUAAGACAGCCGCCGCCGACUUUUCUAGCAACCAUGGAGGAGUAUGUCAAGGAAGCACCUCAGACAGCCGCCCUGUCGCAUAAUAGACUGGAGUAUUAUGACAACAAUGGCGAUUGCAAUGGGGACGAUGAUGAACCAGAACCAGAAUCAGAACUGCAAGAAAGCAAGAAGGAAGAAGUUGAAAGAAAAGAAGAAAUGGUUGAAGCACAGGAAGAAGAGAAGCUCGAAACCAAAGAAGAAGAAGAAGCUCCUCCGGCUGCCGCCGACGAGCCUGCCGAUCUUCUCGGUUUGAGCCAUGAAGUGAAUCCACAAGCAUUAGAGAUUGAAGAAAGGAAUGCUUUAGCCUUCGCCAUUUUACAACCUGGCAUGGCGGCGACGCCGAGCAACGCCCUGGUCGAAAUCGGGAAGACGUCCGGCUGGGAAUUGGCGCUAGUGACGACGCCGAGCAGCACCAGCAAACCUGACAGAGCGGCGGAGCCUAAUCUGGGCGGGGGAUUCGACAAGCUGCUGCUGGAUAGCCUCUACGAAGACGACGCAGCGCGGAGAAACCUGCAGCUGCAAAGCAGAGGAUACAGCUCCAGCUACGGCCAAGAUCCGGCGGCGGCGCAGACGAAUCCGUUCGACCAACAGGCGGCGCUCGGCGACCCCUUCGCCGUGUCGAACAACUACGCGCCGCCGUUGAGCGUGCAGAUGGCGAUGAUGUCACAACAGGAGCGCCUGAUGAUGUAUCAGCAACAGCAGCAGCAGCAGCAGCAGCAGAUGAUGAUGAUGUCGCCACACAACGCGUACGCCGCCGCAGCAAGUCAGUAUCCGCCGCCGUCGAAUCCGUUCGGCGAUCCCUUCGUCUUCCCGCAGAAUGCGCCGCCGCCGUCGCGCGGGAACAAUGCUUUGAUUUAGAAAUUAGACCGACGUGUCUUUGUGUGUCUCUCCACUGUAUGCUUUGAUUAUGUACACGAUCGAUUCGUUAAA